Messenger RNA from Loa loa (African eye worm), 1347 nucleotides. RefSeq names its product TK protein kinase. The record is from RefSeq and is a predicted model, not a curated record. Bases 1 to 1347 code for a protein of 448 amino acids. The transcript has 9 exons. Gene Ontology annotation, molecular function: protein tyrosine kinase activity; ATP binding. Lineage: Eukaryota; Metazoa; Nematoda; Chromadorea; Rhabditida; Onchocercidae. Gene Ontology annotation, biological process: protein phosphorylation.
AUGAAGAAUCGGAAUCAGAUACUCUUUGUGAAGAAUCGGAAUCAGAUACUCAUGGAUUUGUGGAGAAUAGAAUCAAAUAGUGAAGAAAAUAAGUGCUAUAAUGAUGAAUUACAACUACUAGAAGAAAACUAUUUUGGACGACUUUCUGAAAUGUUUAUCGAAGUACGAAUACUCAAGAAACCAGGCGAUUAUGUUAUUUCCCGUACACAUGAUGACAUUUUUCGAUUCUCAGUAAUGUCUGAAGAACACAAAAUAUAUCAUUUAUUGAUUAUAAAAUUCAAUGAAAUAUAUAGUUUUGAAAAUUCCAUCUAUCCAUUAGCACCUUCUAUGGCCAAAUUAAUUGAGAAAUGUAUUCGAAGUCCUAUGAAUGUGUUAUCAGCAAUAUUAAGAACAAGCGUGAUAUUACGUCAUUUUAUUAAUUCAAAUAUCGAUGAUAAGGAUGAUUACAGUUUGUCCGGAUUAUUCCUAAAACGGGAUGAUAUCAUCAAGACAGAAUAUCUUAUCGCAAAAGGGAUAAGCGCAGAUUGUUUUCUUGGUAGUUUACAUACAUCAAACAGGUAUGAACAGGUUGUAAUUAAAAUAAUGCACAAAUAUAGCCACAAUGAACUUAAUAACAUUUGUCGGGAGUUGCAUAUUUCAAACUUAUUACGACGAUUCAUAUCCGUUGAUUCUGUAUUACCGGUACAAUCUGUACAAAUUUUUCAAUCACCAUAUAUGAUGAUUUAUCCAUUCAUGAACUGUGGCUCUUAUCCGGAUUUUGCGCAACGAAUGGGACAACAUCUUACUUUUAUGGAUAAAACAGAAAUUGCGCAGAUAAUUGCACGAGCCUUAGGUGAUAUGCACUUUCUCGGAUUGCUGCAUUGUAAUAUUGGAGCUCGGAAUAUAUUUGUAAGAAAAACAAUGAUUACCAGUUCAAAGGUUAAUAACUGUCAUACAUUUCACUGCUACAAAUACUACUUGGGUGAUUUUCGUGAAUCACAUAUCGGAAAAAUUAAAAAAGUAAAUCCUCAAAAACCGAUAAAUAUUCGUUGGCUUGCACCAGAAGUAUUCAAAACGGAACAGCUAACAGAAGCUACUGAUGUAUUUGCAUUUGGUAUUACACUUUAUGAAAUUUUCACCGGGAAUUUGCCAUAUUUUACAAUGAAUUCCGAAGAGAUUCGCAUUAAACUAUCAGCUGGACAUAGGAUAAGACCCGAAACGCGUGAUAUCAAAUUACCUUCAAAGGUAUUAAGGUUAAUGAGGCGUUGUUGGAGUACAAACGUUAAUGAACGGCCAACAAUGAAUGGUGUUUGGCUACAAUUAAAGGCAAUUAAGCCUAAACAUGAAUGUUCUGAAUGUAAUCAUUAG